Molecule: messenger RNA, 498 nt
Organism: Candidula unifasciata
Lineage: Eukaryota; Metazoa; Mollusca; Gastropoda; Stylommatophora; Geomitridae
Source: the annotation of a GenBank genome assembly
AUGGCUGCAGGAAUAAUUGCUGUUUCUCUGUUGGCAGUAUUGCUUCAAUUCUCACAAACUGACGCUCAGGCGUGCAAGGAAGGUUGGGAACACUUCAAUGGCAAUUGUUAUGGCUAUGGAGACACACCUGUGUCCUGGACGGAGGCUGCGACGAUAUGUUCUGUAAUUGGCGCUACUCUUGCGGAAGUGGAUUCUGAAGAGGAGAAUGAAUUCUUGGUGGGCUUGUUCGACAACGUAACAUCUUCCACCAGGGUAUGGCUGGGAGGAACCGACAUUCUGAAUGAGGGAAACUGGGUGUGGGUCUCCAACAGACGCCACAUUUUCCCCUUCCAAAACUGGCACUCCAAUCAGCCCAGCGACUCCAACUCGGCAGGAGAGGACUGUCUGACCAUGUACUCGUCAUACAAAUUUCAAUGGGACGAUGCACAGUGUGAUAAAGUAAACACUUUUAUUUGCGAGAAGAAGUCUGAAGAGGACUCUGGUGUGAUUGUUGGCUGA